AUGCGAGAAAGGGAGGGGCGGAUCACAUGACUUCAGCCUCUGCCCAGUUUCAGAGAUCGAGGCUUCGUCCACCGGCUCUAGGGGCUCUUCUCUGCGGCCGGCCCUCGUGCUAUGUGGUUGCGUGGCUGCCAAGCUACCUCUCUGGGCCAGUGAGUGAACUUUUACCAAAAGCUAUUAUGAUUUGGUCUCCUAAAUGCCAUGCGAGGGGCGAUUGGAAUUUGACGCCCUACGCUUCUAGAGCACACAAGUCUCUGUGUACGUUGGAUCCAGAUGCCUAGCGUCCAGUUGGGGGACACAUAGAGUGUGGCGCCCAAUGGAGUUCUCACCCUGGACUAAGGAUCGACGACUUAGUGGAAGAAGAGCCCUUACUCCUACACAAACCAAGGCAGAGCAGAGCUCAAACCUGGAAGAGAUAGAGGCCACCUCACGGUCUUUGCCCUUAGGCACGUCUCUUCAAUCUUGCUUGUUUUUUUUUUUUUUGUUUUGUUUUUGUUUUUAUUUAUUUAUGAUAGAGAGAGAGAGGCAGAGACAUAGGCAGAGGGAGAAGCAGGCUCCAUGCACCGGGAGCCCGAUGUGGGAUUCAAUCCCGGGUCUCCAGGAUCGCGCCCUGGGCCAAAGGCAGGCGCCAAACCGCUGCGCCACCCAGGGAUCCCUUGCUUGGUUUUCUUAAGCAACCAUAGUAAUCUAACACACAAUGCUCUUUUCUUAGAACCAUCCUAUAUCUUCCCUUGGACGCUGAACACAGGUCCACGUCUGUCAUUCAAGAUCUUGCAGAGCCUCUUACCUGCCUCCCAUUCCAGCAUCUGAGUCACGGGGGCGAGUGGUGGUGCAGGAAUCAGAGUAAUGCCUCGCCAGCCAGCCGUAAGAAAAUAUUUGCAGUUUCCUGACAGACCUUCUGGACUUUCCACACGUGGCCUUGCACAGUCUCCCUACCAGGGCUUGAGAAGGGUGAGAGUCAGACCCACCUUGUUCCUGCAGCCUGUAACUUGAACUGCAGGUCUCAGGUGACAGCAGCAGCUUCUGCAUCAAUAAUUGAGAGCAGGUCCAGCCUGCCUCAGGGUUCUCUGGCCCCAAGGACUCCCCCUCCUGUCCUAUGCUCUGAUCUUCCCCCAGCCGGAGCCUCCAGCCCAGGUAAGCAGGGCUCUUGAGCGUGGGUUCCCAAGCAUACCAGUUCAAACUCACUAUCACUCACCUACUCACAUCCACUUUUACACUCUUGCUUUCAAUUUUAGUCCCCACCAUCACCAGAGGCCUCACAAGGGGCAGAUGUGGAGGAAAGGGAGGAUCAUCCAGGGCAUGCAAGAGGAAAGAGCACUUAUCCCCCAUCGGGGCCCUGGAAGAAGAGGCUCGAGCUUGGGGGGACAGUGGGUGCUGUGUGUGUACACGCUUGUAAAAGGAAUUCUGAAAGAGAACAGAAAAGGCAAAUGCAGGGGAGGAUGCAUGAAAGGACUGGAGAGGAGACUCAGGGACUCCUCCCAACCUCAGGAAAGAACAGAUGGAGGGGUGGGAAGGAAUCGCAUCCUAACACCCUAUGGAAUGUUUUGAUUGCCUUUUACUGAGGCAGCACACAAGGCCCGGAGGGGUUUCUGACUACAAAGUUGUGCUCUUUUGCUCCACAUUAAUGGGUCAGAGGAGACAAGGCAGAGGGGAGGCUGGGUGGGGGAUAUCUCAGGGGACUAUGGAAAGUGGUCCAGAAGAGGUGACUAAAGAGAUGAGGGGAAACAGAUGGAAGAAGCACGGUGAAGAUAGGACCAAGGGCCAGAAGUGGGAAGAGGUGGUUUGGGGAUGGAUGCAGAACACAGACUAGCAUGAAGUCCUUGAAAGUAAGUACAUGGUUUUGACUUUGAACCAAUUCAGAUUCAAAUCCCCAUUUUGCUGUGUGACUAUGGGCAAAAGACAGCCUUUCUGAGCUAUGGUUUGUAAAACACAGGGAUAAUUAAUACAAACGACAAAUGGUGGAUGUGGGUUUCCCUCCCUGCCUCUUCUCCCCUCAGAGCCCUGGUGGGGACCAUGUCCCCCGCCAUCGCACUGGCCUUCCUGCCACUGGUGGUGACAUUGCUGGUGCGGUACCGGCACUACUUCCGACUGCUGGUGCGCAUGGUCUUGCUGCGGAGCCUCCGAGACUGCCUGUCAGGGCUACGGGCUGAGGAGCGGGCCUUCAGCUAUGUGCUCACCCACGCCCUGCCUGGGGACCCCAGUCAUAUCCUUACCACCCUGGACCACUGGAGCAGCCACUGCGAGUACCUGGGCCACAUGGGGCCUGUCAAAGGUCAGAUCCUGAUGCGGCUGGUGGAGGAGAAGACCCCUGCAUGUGUGCUGGAGCUGGGCACCCACUUCGGGUAUUCCACACUGCUUCUUGCCCGUGCUCUGCCCCCUGGGGGCCGCCUUCUCACUGUGGAACGGGACCCACGCAUGGCAGCAGUGGCUGAAAAACUCAUCUGCCUGGCUGGCUUUGACGAGCGCACGGUGGAGCUAAUUGUGAGUAGCUCAGAGGAGGUGAUCCCACGUCUACGAACCCAGUACCAGCUGAGUCGGGCAGACUUGGUGCUCCUGGCACACCGGCCCCGAUGUUACCUGCGAGACCUGCAGCUGCUGGAGGCCCAUGCCCUGCUGCCAGCUGGUGCUACUGUGUUGGCUGACCACGUGCUCUUCCCUGGUGCACCUCGCUUCCUGCAGUAUGCCAAGAACUGUGGCCGCUACCGCUGCCGCCUCCACCACACUGGCCUCCCAGACUUCCCUGCCAUCAAGGAUGGCAUAGCCCAGCUCACCUAUGCAGGGCCUGGCUGAGGUCCAGGCCCAGGGGUACUUACUGCUGCCCCUCCACCCCCAUCCAAGCAAGGAUCUCAGGACAUCUCCUCCCCUCUCUGCUUGUGGCCUGACACAUGCUGGGCUCAGGGAUGGGGAGGCUGUGCUCCCACCUUUGCCCUACUCCAGUUCCACACUGACAAGGCGUCAAGUUAGGUCAGACUGCUUGGUCUCACUGGCCCCUACCUAUCCUUCCAGAGAGACCUAUGGAUUAACAGGCAAGAGUCCUGAGCUCCCAACCCAACUCUAUCACUGAUUUUCUGGAUGACUCCAAGGGAAUCCCUGGGCUGCUCUGAGAUUUAAUCUGCUCUCCUAAUACCAAGGAAGCUGUCUGGAAGAGCUCCAGGGGCCUCCCAUUUCUGAGACUCAGAUAGCCUGCCCCCCCCAGCCCAUGCAGUUCCAGGUGGGAUCAGAGGAAACAGAGAAACUCUGAAGGAAUGUAUGGAUACAAGCUGGGCCAGAGGAAACGGACAUGGAGCCUGGGCCCAUGGCUAGGGCCACCCUGGCCUUGCUUAGCCCUGGACCACAUGGUCAGG
Nyctereutes procyonoides (raccoon dog) is the source of this 3341-nucleotide messenger RNA. RefSeq names its product transmembrane O-methyltransferase (gene TOMT). Gene Ontology annotation, biological process: developmental process; dopamine metabolic process; catecholamine catabolic process. The coding region runs from base 1960 to 2787 and encodes 275 amino acids. The record is from RefSeq and is a predicted model, not a curated record. The transcript is spliced from 4 exons. NCBI's taxonomy places the organism in Eukaryota, Metazoa, Chordata, Mammalia, Carnivora, Canidae. Gene Ontology annotation, molecular function: catechol O-methyltransferase activity.